Messenger RNA from Scomber japonicus (chub mackerel), 300 nucleotides. Its product is annotated as retinal cone rhodopsin-sensitive cGMP 3',5'-cyclic phosphodiesterase subunit gamma-like. The coding region runs from base 10 to 300 and encodes 96 amino acids. Gene Ontology annotation, cellular component: photoreceptor outer segment membrane. The transcript has 3 exons. Gene Ontology annotation, biological process: visual perception; positive regulation of G protein-coupled receptor signaling pathway; positive regulation of epidermal growth factor receptor signaling pathway. Gene Ontology annotation, molecular function: 3',5'-cyclic-nucleotide phosphodiesterase activity; cGMP binding. Lineage: Eukaryota; Metazoa; Chordata; Actinopteri; Scombriformes; Scombridae. The record is from RefSeq and is a predicted model, not a curated record.
AACAGAAGCAUGAAUAUGGCUGUGGCCAAGCCUGAAGCAAAGACAAGUAACAAGGCUUCCCAAAGGACCACAGCCCCUGGAUCCCCACGCAAGGGCCCACCCAAGGGCCCACCCAAGGGCCCACCCAAGCUUAAACAGAGGAACAUCCGCCAGUUCAAGAGCAAGCCUCCCAAGAAAGGUGUCAUUGGAGAGGAAGUCCCUGGAAUGGAAUGGCUUGGCAAUGACAUUACUGUAAUCUGCCCUUGGGAAGCAUACAAACAUCUAGAGCUGCAUGAACUAUCUCAGAAUGGUAUCAUCUGA